AUGCUCGCCCACUUCCUCACCACCCUCCUCCUCCUCCUCCCCGUCCUCACUCUCGCCUUACCACACAACUCCCGCGACGCCGCCACCUGCACGCCGACCGCCUACACCAUAUCCUCCUAUACCGCGAACCCCACGAAACCAAACCAAUCAAUCCACCUCGCCUUCCGCUCCGCUUUCCCAGACCCCUCGCUCGUCACCGAUGCCGCACUCUCAAGCGCCGUCUGCGACGCUUCCGCCGACUCGAGCGGCAAUUUCCCUAACGAACUCACGUGCUCGACUGGACGUUCUAAUUUGGAGGUUGAUUUGAGGGGGGAGUUGGGGAGUGGAAAGUUGAUGGUGAUCCAUUUUUGGAGAUGCGGAGGCAAGAACUGGAUGAGCUCGACGCCGGUGGAUAUUGAUGCUGGCAGUGAGGGGGAGGGUUUCCUGCCGCAGAACGUGAGGGAGGUGCCUUGUGGGGCGCCGACGUGUCCUUGA
Paraphaeosphaeria sporulosa is the source of this 474-nucleotide messenger RNA. RefSeq lists its product as uncharacterized. The transcript has 2 exons. Lineage: Eukaryota; Fungi; Ascomycota; Dothideomycetes; Pleosporales; Didymosphaeriaceae. The record is from RefSeq and is a predicted model, not a curated record. The coding region runs from base 1 to 474 and encodes 157 amino acids.